AUGACUCAUUCAGGGAACUCAUCAUAUUUAUGCUCAUCCAGUGAUCAAACACUGGAGAAUAGAACCUUUUCGCCAGAACCUCCAGCGCCCAAUUCAGACGACAUCGAUGAUGCGCUCGAGAAUCUCUCAUUGCUCCAAGAGCAAGCAGACCCGGUCCAAGGCCUCGUCAUCCAGCAGCAGCUUGCUCCAUCAAGCUUCCCAAAAUUCAGCCUCUUACCAGCAGAACUUCGUCUCCAAACAUGGAGGGGAAGCUUCCCUGCUCCACGCUCUCUCGAUAUUAGCCAAGCUUUCAUCCGAAUGCGAGAAAGGCCACUCAAAAUAGAUACAUCGACUCUUACAACGUUACAUGUUAAUCAAGAGAGUCGGGGUGAGACGCUAAGGUAUUACCGGGUUGCUCUGAUUCCUCAGCCCUACAGACGGGUGGUGUGGAAGGUGCGGAGGUGGGGCGGCCACUACCAAUGGCAGGAGCCAAAGCAAACAGCCCAGCCGCGAGUCUGCUUCAGUCCAACGAGGGACUUCUUCUACAUGGAGGACCCACAUUGUCUCCCUCGGCUGCGCAACUUGACUUGCAUAGACGGACUCUCCAUUUUCCACAACAUCACGGAACUGGUAUUGUCCAAUGUGUGUUGGAUCAAUUGUGAGAGGUGCUUGGAGCCUAUCCAGCGUUUUGAUAGCCUGGAAAAAUUGACGCUAGCUAUCUCAAUAUCGCGUUGGGAAACCGAUGGCCUGUGGUGGAACCCCGAUAAUUUGGAAUGGAUGAGUAGAGCGGAAUUUUUUCGACGCUUGAAUGAAUAUGCGGCAGAGCUUAGGGGGAAGGAUCCUUCUCGCCCAAAGUUGGAGAUUUCAGUGUGGCCAAAUAGCGGUGUGCAUCCAUCUAUGUGGAUUAAAGGAAGAGAACACUCAGGGUAGGAGAGAGGUGGAUUGGCUUGAAG
Hyaloscypha bicolor E is the source of this 932-nucleotide messenger RNA. RefSeq lists its product as uncharacterized. NCBI's taxonomy places the organism in Eukaryota, Fungi, Ascomycota, Leotiomycetes, Helotiales, Hyaloscyphaceae. The coding region runs from base 1 to 909 and encodes 302 amino acids. The transcript is spliced from 2 exons. The record is from RefSeq and is a predicted model, not a curated record.